AUGUCACAGCCCAGUCAGUGCAGCUGCCUGGACUUCAUGCUGUUUGUGCUAUGCAGCUUCAAGGCUAUUGCUGCCUUUCCCAACUUCUCUCCACUGCUGAAUCCCAGCUGGGGAAACACAGACAGCCUGAUGCACCUGUACACAUCUACUGAGAAGAACAGUUUCCAUCUGCAAAUCAACCCCGAUGGUUAUGUUGAUGGCACACCUCACCAAUCCAUUUACAGUGCCCUAAUGAUCAAAUCUGAGGAUGCUGGCUAUGUGGUGAUAACAGGUGUAAAGAGCGGGCGCUACCUAUGUAUGGACGUUAAAGGAAAUAUCUUUGGAUCGCAUUACUUCAGUCAAGAGGACUGCAUAUUUAAACAAAGAACACUAGAAAAUGGAUAUGAUGUGUACCAAUCUCCCAAGUACAACUUUCUGGUCAGCCUGGGCAGGGCUAAACAAGCUUUCUUCCCUGGUAUGAAUCCACCACCGUACUCCCAGUUUUUGCCCAGGAGAAAUGAAAUCCCUCUGAUCCGAUUCAACACACCUGAACCCCACAGGCACACUAGAAAUGCUGACAUUGAUCCCCUCCAGAUUUUGAUCCCGCAGGGAGAGGCCUUUAACACAGGACCUCAGAGGUUGCAGACUCACUUUGCUCACCUGCCUAGAGAACCCAUGAGAAUCAAUCCAAAUGAUGUGGUCAACCCAGAUGACCCGCUCGCCAUGAUGGAUGUCAGAAGGAAUGGAAGUCCGCGCUUUUACAUUACAAGAUAG
This is a messenger RNA of Gopherus evgoodei (Goodes thornscrub tortoise), 753 nucleotides long. It is a transcript of the gene FGF23, whose product is annotated as fibroblast growth factor 23. Gene Ontology annotation, cellular component: cytoplasm. Bases 1 to 753 code for a protein of 250 amino acids. NCBI's taxonomy places the organism in Eukaryota, Metazoa, Chordata, Testudines, Testudinidae. Gene Ontology annotation, molecular function: type 1 fibroblast growth factor receptor binding; growth factor activity. The transcript has 3 exons. The record is from RefSeq and is a predicted model, not a curated record. Gene Ontology annotation, biological process: cell differentiation; regulation of cell migration; animal organ morphogenesis.